GCAGAAGAUUAUUAGCUUUUCAUUUGUUUUCAGAGUUUAUCUUCCAACAUUAACAGUCUACUUCACUUAAGCAACUUCUUCUUCUUCUGUGUUUUUCAUGCGAACAUCAUGAAAAUGAUGAAAAACAAAGGGAAAAACAAAAAAAGCUGUGAUCAACAAACAAUCCUUCUCAUCUUAAACUCACAACUCUUCACAAGCUCAACCUUCUAACAUCGCUCACCCGAAUCACUUUUUUCAUCAACAUCUCCUCUUCAUCACUAUUUAUCAUCCUCUCCUUAUCAGUGUUUGCCUCUCUCUCUUUCUCUCUCUCUCACCUCUUAUUUGUCCUCUCUUUCUCUCGUUGCGUUGUUACCAAACACUUGUUUCUUUGCACCUCACUCUAACCGGCAACAACAACCAUCAACAGUUUUACAUUUGUAAACAAAACGUUCAUCUGUUCCAUUCUUUAUUUUGUUUUUCAUGUAACUAAAUCCAGCAAUUUAUCACAUUUAAAAAGCUCUCUAAAUUAUAAUCAAAAUAUAUCACCUUAUUUGCAACUCUGUUAACCCAUUGCUUUGGAUAUACAAUCUAAAUCAACUCUGUGAGCCUCUUUAAGUGUGUGAAGUAAACAAACAGUAAACCUUUGAUAAAUAUCGCCUGUAAUCAUUACAAAGAUUGUUUUAUAUUACAAUGGAUUGGUCAGCAAGUUAAACAAUGGUCCAAGAAAAGGUUUAAUUAUUUAAGGUCUGUUUGUUAAUGAUUAAUGCCUCAUUAAAUCUGAAAGUUUGUAGACAGACUAACCAGACGAUCAAAUUAGACAGACUUACUCAACAACUGGUUGAAUAACUGACUGACUAGCUGAUUAUUACCAGAGAUCAAGUGAAAUUGAUUUUUACCAUUGAUUGGUGUUUCAACAGCAGCAAUCCUUUGCCUUUUCCUGUUUAAUUUCACGGCUAAUCUAUCUGAUUAGUCUAAUGAGACAUAUUACAAUGAUGGGUAAUCAUCAAGGAAUACCUUUCAUGAUGAACCUAAUUGUAUUAAUUGCCUGGUCACUGUAUUUUAUUACCACUUCUGAUGCCUGUUCCUGUGUCUACUCUCAUCCUCAAGAGCACUUCUGUUCAUCUGAUUUUGUGGUAACUCUUUCAAUUCAGGGAGAUCCAAAGCAAUUACAUCAAUACAAUUACCUUCGUUAUCCAGUUAAAGUUUACAAAAUAUACAAAGGAAUGGACAAAACCUCAGUUCGCAAAGGUUUCAUCUACACUGGAUCAGCUUUGUCUUCUUGUUCACCGACUCUUGCCAAAAAUACUACUUACCUUAUGACAGGACGGAUUGUUAACGGUAAACCAUUUGUAUCAAUCUGUAAUUUCAUCUCGGAAUGGUCCAGUUUAACUUAUCGUCAAAAGAAAGGAUUUAGACGUAACUUUGGACGCUCUUGCGGCUGUAAAGUGACCGAUGCAGGAUCAUAUGCUUUUUACUCUGGUUAUCAUUACAACUUCAGUAAUCGAUCGAUCGAUGGACAAACUGACAACACCAAGGGUUACAGACGAUUUGGUUACUGUUCAUGGGAUACUAAAUGGGAGAUUGAAUUUGAUUGUCAAGGUUCAUAUUCCACUUGCUUACCAGUCCCAGCUCCAAGUUCAAUCUACCCUGAACCUGAAUCCAAUGAUGUAAUAAACUUUGAUAGUAAUCGCAAUCGACGGAAUCGAUCAAAACUUGGCCAAUGUCAAUGGGAUCAGAAUAUCGAUUAUCUCGAUUGUAUGAAAAGGAAAGCUGAACGUAAAGCAUUACUUCAACUUGAACGAGAAGGAGAACCUUGAAUUAAUGAAGCAACCAGAAUUACAUCAACAAUUAAUGUUGAUCUGUUGGUUAACCAUCAUUAACAUUGUAACUUUACAUCAUUCGAUUAAUAUCAUUACAUGGAAAGGUUUAUUCAGAUGAUGAGAACAACAUUUUUUUCAAUCUUCCUACAAACCAUCGAAAAGGGGAAAUCAUUUGCACUUAAAAUUGUUUUGUUUCAAUAAACUAAUUGUUAGAUUGUUGAUUAAGUUUCACAUACAAUUUGAAUGAGAAACAGACAAAAGACGAAAAAACAUUGAAUAUCAAAUCAUCAACAUUACGCCAUGAAUCUCAUGUGAAUAAAGAAAAGAGAGAAACAUUACUUUCAUGAUUAUGAUUAACUUUAUGUUAAUCAUGUGGGAUGUUAAUUGUGAUUUUAAAUAUGAAAAGUUAUCGAUAUUAAUCAUCACCAUUAAAUGGAAUGCCAAUGAUGUCAAUUGUAGAGUGGGAUUCAAAGGAGUGACAACAAUUGAAAGCAACGCCGGAUAUUUUCAUUUUACCUGAUAACAAUUACAAGGUUAACAUGAUACUCGUAUAUUUACGCUAUCUUCAUCAUCUCACCAUCAUCUUCAUUCUCUUCACCUUCUUCACCUUCUUCAUCUUCGUCGUCUUCAUCUAUAUCAUCAUCAAAGGCAACCAGAACUUGGUCCGAAUGGAUUGUUGUAUCAAUCAAACGCAAAUUUUCAUGUUUUUGUAACGUUUAAAAUCGUAGUGUUUUCACCCUGCUGUGAAACAAAAUUAACCUUUAAUAAUAAUUAUCCGAGAUUAGCUUUUCUUGAUUAACAUCAUCCAUCAACAUCACAUUCUCUUCCUUGUUUAUCACCAUUAUUAAUGAACAACAGAAACAACAACAAUAUUAUUAUUAUUAUACUAUUAUUUAAACAAAUUUACCAAGUUUCUUCUUCUUUGCUUAUCCAACUCAAUUGUUUCAAUCGGUUAUAUCAUUAAAAUUGUAAUUUAUUA
Messenger RNA from Tetranychus urticae (two-spotted spider mite), 2778 nucleotides. RefSeq names its product Tissue inhibitor of metalloproteases (gene Timp). Gene Ontology annotation, biological process: negative regulation of membrane protein ectodomain proteolysis; negative regulation of endopeptidase activity. NCBI's taxonomy places the organism in Eukaryota, Metazoa, Arthropoda, Arachnida, Trombidiformes, Tetranychidae. Gene Ontology annotation, cellular component: extracellular matrix. The record is from RefSeq and is a predicted model, not a curated record. Gene Ontology annotation, molecular function: protease binding; metalloendopeptidase inhibitor activity.